AUGAGCUCCUUGUCAAAUACACGCCGCAGAAUCUGUCAUUCGGAUAUCCAAGUGCUGCGCGGAGAACUCGACAGCCCGCUGCCCUUGAUCUCAUCCCACGAGCCGGUGGGCACAGUUGUGCAGGUAGGGGAGGAAUCCGCCUCAAAAUGGAAAGUCGGCGAUCGGGUGGGUAUCUUGAGUUUCAAAAAUGCAUGGGACACCUGUGCUGGAUACAGAAGGUCUCGUAAGAGAUAUGGAACGCUGGAUCCGCGAUUUUGUGAUCACAGAGAGACAGGUGGCAUCAAGAAUGAUGGUUGUUUUGCCGCGUAUAUGGUUGCCGACUCAGCGACAACAAUCGCUCUUCCUGACUCUGUGUCCUUUGAACAAGGAGCACCAUUUUUAUGUGCGGGGGCACGUCGCUAUUCACCAUAUUUCACUGGAAAAGAGCCAGGGCUAAGAUUUAGGCCACCAUUUGGGGAGCGAUCAACAAGGCAGGACCAUUUCUCCAAGCAGUUUGCUAAAGCUCUGGGAUACCGAACGGUGGCGAUUGAUAACCGAGAUGCUAGUCUACAGCUUACGGACGACAUGCCCACGGAGCUUCAGUCGGAUCAUCUAAUAAACUCUACGCAUGACGAUGCAUGCGAGAAGAUUCUGGAGCGAACUGGGGGUGAAGGCCUGGCCGCGGUGAUCAAUUGCACAGAUUCGAUUGCCGUCAAUGCCUGGAGCUCGUGA
Messenger RNA from Aspergillus nomiae NRRL 13137, 711 nucleotides. RefSeq names its product alcohol dehydrogenase. The record is from RefSeq and is a predicted model, not a curated record. NCBI's taxonomy places the organism in Eukaryota, Fungi, Ascomycota, Eurotiomycetes, Eurotiales, Aspergillaceae. The transcript has 2 exons. The coding region runs from base 1 to 711 and encodes 236 amino acids.